UUCCCCCUUCCUUUCCCUCCACCCAAAUCACAGACAUCCAACUGUCAUCUCCAUCCUUGAUCUUUCCCUGCUUCCCUCUUGCUUCCAUUACUAAUAGUAAGAAUACUAACUAACACCAGUGUUCUUCUACCUUUCCUCUCCAUCGCCGUCAACAUCCAUCCUUAAAAUCUUUUUCCCACAGUUCGGGUUUUAGCUUCGACCGAAGAAUCAGCCGCAAGCUUGAAGAAGCUGCAGCCAUGAUCAGUUCUAGCAUAUCAUCCAAACCGUUCCAUUCACAUUCUACUGCCUAUGGCCCCACAAUCCAAUGCAGUAGAGACGCUCAGCGUCUGCACUUCAGCACCGACGCCGCCCUACCCCCACUCGGCUUUCCAUCUCAUUCCAACCGCAAUUUCAGCGGCCGCAACCUCGCAAUCCGUUGCAGUGUUGCUGCUCCCUCCCCAUCGCCACCAUCACCGCCUGCUCUGCUGUCCAAGCUCCCUUACCUCAUCCCUUCUCCUCCGGUGACGGCGCCUGACUCUUGGAGUCAAAGGGAGGCUGCCAAACCACCCUCGGCUGCUGGGCUCGAGAAGAAGAGCAGCGGGCCUAAGUGGAAUUUCGCCCAGAGGGUGAUCGCCUCCGCGCUGGACGCCGUCGAGAACGCCAUCAUCGCUCCGCUCGAGAGGCAGCAUCCGCUGCCCAAGACAGCCGACCCGGCGGUUCAGAUUGCCGGGAAUUUCUCUCCGGUGAGGGAACACCCGGUGGAGCAUGACCUGCCGGUGAGCGGCUGCAUACCAGAAUGUAUUUCGGGGGUGUACGUGCGCAACGGGGCAAAUCCCCUGUUCGACCCCGUGGCCGGACACCACUUCUUCGACGGAGACGGCAUGGUCCACGCCGUCUCCCUCGACGGCGGCCGCGCCUCCUAUGCCUGCAGGUUCACCCGCACCCACCGGUUCGUCCAGGAAGAGACCAUCGGGCGCCCCAUCUUCCCCAAGGCGAUUGGGGAGCUCCAUGGCCACGCAGGGAUCGCCCGCCUCGCCCUCUUCCAGGCUCGCGCCCUCUUCGGCCUCGUCGACGCCAGCCAGGGCAUCGGCGUCGCGAACGCGGGCCUCGUCUACUUUAACGGCCGGCUGCUCGCCAUGUCUGAGGACGACCUCCCCUACCACGUCCGCCUCACUCCUGCCGGCGACCUGCAGACAGUCGGUCGAUUCGACUUCGGCGGCCACCUCGUCUCCUCCAUGAUCGCCCACCCCAAGGUGGACCCCGUAUCCGGCGAGCUUUUCGCCCUCAGCUACGACGUCCUCCGGCAGCCUUACCUCCGCUACUUCCACGUCUCGCCCGACGGCACUAAAGCCCCAGACGUCGAGAUUCCCCUGGAUCAGCCCACCAUGAUCCACGACUUCGCCAUAACCAACAAUUUUGUCGUCGUCCCCGACCACCAGGUGGUGUUCCGCCUGCAGGAGAUGGUGUGCGGCGGCUCCCCCGUCGUCUACGACAAGGAGAAGACGGCGCGGUUCGGCAUCCUCCCAAAGUAUGACUCUGAUGCCUCCAACAUCCGCUGGGUGGACGCCCCUGACUGCUUCUGCUUCCACCUUUGGAACGCGUGGGAGGAGCCGGAAACCGGCGAGGUCGUCGUCAUCGGCUCCUGCAUGACCCCGCCGGACUCCAUCUUCAACGAAAACGACGAGCCCCUCAAAGCCGUGCUCUCGGAGAUCCGCCUCAACCCGUCGACCGGUACGUCAACCCGCCGGACCAUCGCCCCUGGCAUCACCCUUGAGGCCGGCAUGGUCAACCGCAACCUCCUCGGCCGCAAGACCCGCUUCGCCUACCUCGCGGUCGUGGAGCCCUGGCCCAAGGUCUCCGGCGUGGCGAAGGUCGACCUGACCACCGGCGAGGUCCGGAAGUUCGAGUACGGUCCCUCCUGCUUUGGCGGCGAGCCCUACUUCCUUCCCCGCAAUUCCUCCUGCCCUUCGCCCGAAGCAGAGGACGACGGCCACGUCCUCACUUUCAUGCACAAUGAGAAGACUUCGGAGUCGGAACUUCUCAUCAUAAACGCCGCCACUAUGCAGCUGGAGGCCUCGAUCAAGCUGCCCUCCAGGGUGCCCUACGGCUUCCACGGCACCUUCAUUACGCCCAAAGACCUCGCCAACCAAGUUUAGAGACAUUAUUACUUCUCUCGCUCCUCUGACUUGGCCUUUCUUCUUGGACCCGAGAAAUUUUGCCUGAGGGAUGGCCGGCUGUACGUCCCCGGAGAAUUUUCUCGCUUUUUCCGUUACAGUUUUGCGUAUUGAAGUAAUAACAGAGAGAUACAUACAGAGAUGUAAUUUGGGAGUCGAGAGUGUCUAGCUAGUUCGCUUCCGUAUGUAGGAAUUGGACAUCGUGCCCAUAUAUAGAGUUGUGAUAUAUAUAAAUUUAUAUAGGGGAGGGGAAGGGCCAAGCUCGUAGCUUUUUGUCUGUGUAGCUAUAGCUAGAGAGCUCAGCUGGCCUUCCCCGCAAUUCUUUUCGUUAAAGCACCUGCAUGUAUUUGUUAAUGAAUAGGGAAUUUGAACAUCGAAACAGAUCGCUCAUGGUGGUGA
Molecule: messenger RNA, 2552 nt
Organism: Nymphaea colorata (pocket water lily)
Lineage: Eukaryota; Viridiplantae; Streptophyta; Magnoliopsida; Nymphaeales; Nymphaeaceae
Product: 9-cis-epoxycarotenoid dioxygenase NCED2, chloroplastic-like
Exons: 1
Coding region: 237-2135 (632 amino acids)
Biological process (GO): carotene catabolic process
Cellular component (GO): chloroplast stroma
Molecular function (GO): carotenoid dioxygenase activity
Source: RefSeq, a predicted model, not a curated record